AUGAUAACUUUGCAUAUAAGUAAGAAAAAUCGAAUUCUUUACUGUAAUCUAAAAUUUCCCUUCUCCCCAAGGUUUUACAACUCUAGAAGGUUGGAGGAACCAGAUAAUGUGAGACACAGUAAUAGUAAGUUCUCUGUGUUUAAAGUCGGAAGUGACGACUGGAAGGAAAGAAAGUCUCUGCGUUCUAAAAAAAUACAAGAGGCUUAUUCCGAGAAAGCUGAAACAAACAUAAGUUUAGCUAAAAACUUUGUCAAUCAACGAGAUAAGAUGGCUGAGCUUCUUAAAGAUUCUUCAACUAUGAGUGAAUUAUUCAAAGAAAAGAAAAAUAAUUGGCAUAACCUUGCUCACGAAGAAGACCCUAGAGUUUCUACGUAUGACAGCUUAAGUGACACUCUAGGGGGACUAUCAUACACAAAUACUGAGCUCGAAAAUAGCAUGAUGAUGAUAUGCACAUAUUUUAUAAAUUCAGUCAUAGUAGAACUCAACCUAAGAAAGGUUUUAACGAAUGAGGCAAAGUUCGAUUCAUUUUUAUUCACUCGUUCACUAAUGAGUAGCGUAAGGUCUACAAAUGAUUGGACUGAAACUUUUCAACUAUUGAUUAAACUAUAUGAUAUAAAAGAAGGAACACCGAAAUCUCUAGAUGAUUUUGUCAAAGGCUUGGAUAAAAUCGGUGUUGAACUGUUGAUUAGUGAUUUUAAAAGUUCCGAUCAUUUCAAUUCUUUAGAAAUGUUGAGGUACUUUUUCUGUUACUUUAAAACUUCACAACAUCUAAACUAUGAUGAGUCUGACACAAUAAAAUUCGUCAAAUCAUGGUAUCCCAUUAAAUUUCAGAGUCCUGAAGUCAACAAUUCAGAUUACAUAAAGGGAUUCGAUAAUUGCUUCGAGAAGUAUAAAGCGAACAAUGAUCUUGGUCAUCUCGAACUUGCAUUAGAUCUAUCAAAAGUCAUUAUAACAUGCUCUAAAUAUACUCCCUCAGUCAGCAUAUUCAAAUAUUUAUUGGAUAAAUUAGGUGAAAUGGGUCUACUCAGUUACCAAACAAUAGUGUAUGAUAGUAUUGCCCCUGUUAAAUACAAAGGAUCUAUCUUGGGGACCCCUUUGACUAAAGCUUUGAGGCCUCAGAGAGUAGCGGAACAUUUUCAAGAUCUUGUAGAAUCUGAUCCUGGACUUCUUGAAUCAUUUAUCAAAUUCCAAGUUCCGAGAGGUGAUGUCACUACUCUCGUGAAGUUAUUAGCAUUCUACCGAUUGAACGAGGUGAUGGAUUAUGUGGCCGUCUUAGACAGGUCUAAUCUUUCUAAGGUCAUUUCGAAAUCAAGGUUUUCGAGAAACCUGACGAUGACUUUCAAAACCAUAAUAUUUAAAACAGAUAGAGAAAUUUUUGUUUCAAGGGAGUCAAUAUAUUCUGCUAUUGAAGCAUGUAUUUCAUUACAUGCAUACAAGUAUAUCGAUGCUUUAGUCGAUAAAUUAAUUGUGAAUUCUGUGAAAAAUGAUGACGAAAUUCAGAUAGCAUUGAGUUUGGGAGGUAAUCCUUCCAUUUUCUUGAAAGGUAUAGACCCACCUUUAAUUAUAGCCAAAGUGUUGCCUCCAGAUGAGCUAUCAUCAAUUAUAUUUGAUAAAAAUCUAUUCAAAAUAUUGUUACGAGCUUCAAGAGAAUCAGACGAUAUUGGCAGGCUUAUGUGGCUAACUCCACACUUAGAUUCUUAUCUAAAUCGUUCUCUUGAAGUUAGUGCCCCUCAUAUAGAUGCUAUCAAAGUGCAUUUGAGAAAUUGUAAAGACGAGGUAGAUGAGCGGUUCACGUUAGCGGAAGAUAGUUCAUUGAUUGAUAUGGCAUUGAUUUCCGAAAUCUACGACGCGAUGUCUGUUCUUGGUUUGGAUGGGAAACUUGUUGCAUAUGAUAAAUUUUUAGAUUUCAAAAAUACUCACCCUAAACUAAUAGACUCACCUCCAGAAAGAAACCAAAAUGAAACUAAUGCAUAUUCCUCGGAAGCGAAGGAUCAGUUCUAUUUCACAGCUAACCCAGCUAGUGAUAAGAAACUUUUGUAA
Molecule: messenger RNA, 2040 nt
Organism: Priceomyces carsonii
Lineage: Eukaryota; Fungi; Ascomycota; Pichiomycetes; Serinales; Debaryomycetaceae
Exons: 1
Coding region: 1-2040 (679 amino acids)
Source: RefSeq, a predicted model, not a curated record